AGCGGCGGCGGCGGCGGCGGCGGCUCCUCGCCCUCGGCCAGCGCCUCUCUCCGCGCCUCUCGUCCGUCAGCCCCGGCCGAGGGGAAAGGGGGGAAGAGGAGGGGAAAAAAAGCAGCUCCAAGAUUCGAACUCAGGUUCUCCUGACUCCAGGUCCAGUGCUUUCCCACUACCACUCAGCCUCUAAAAGGAGUUAAACAGACAAUCUGCUUCAUCUUGAAUCUGCAGCAUUCCAGGAUAGUGGUGUCCUUGGGGCUCUUUCUUAGCAUUGAUAUGGUACAGAAGAUUUAAAAUCAGCUGAUGUUCACAAGGAAUAGAGUCACGUGAUGUAUGAAGGGAAACACAUACACUUCUCUGAGGUUGACAAUAAGCCCUUGUGCUCAUAUAGCCCCAAACUGUGCAAGCAGCGGCGGCUCAACGGCUACGCUUUCUGUAUCAGACACGUUCUGGAGGACAAGACUGCCCCCUUCAAGCAAUGUGAAUAUGUGGCCAAGUAUAACAGCCAGCGCUGCACGAACCCCAUCCCCAAAUCUGAGGAUCGCAGGUACUGCAACAGCCAUUUGCAGGUACUUGGCUUUAUACCGAAAAAAGAGAGGAAGAAAAAGAAUGAUCCAAUAGAGGAGGUGAAGGCCAGGCACCAAAUGGAUACCAUGGCCUUCAGCCUGACGGUGCCCACGCUGGCCUUGAAGAUGCCCAAUGGACUUGAUGGAAUGUCCCUGUCACCACCAGGGGCAAGGGUCCCUCUCCAUUAUUUGGAGACAGAGUUGGAAGAUCCAUUUGCUUUCAAUGAGGAAGAUGAUGACCUGAAGAAAGGGGCAACUGUGAGGAAGAAGUUGCAGAGUAAGUUGGCCCAGAAUCGGCAACGCCAGAGAGAGACAGAGAUUUUAAAAGUCCGCCAAGAGCACUUUAGCCCCCCUCCUGCACCUUUGCAGCAGCAGCCUCUGCAGCAACACGCCCAUCUGCCACCUUUAUCCACUUCUUCAAAGCCUCCAGGGCUGCCGCAGGGUUUAGUCUGCAAGUCCCCUCCACCUCAGAACACCAGCCUACCAAUGCAGGGAGUGGCGCCCACCACACACACUAUAGCACAAGCACGGCAGUUGUCCAGAAGAGACCCUCUGCCUCUCCUGCCAUCCGGUAGGGCUCCUGCUGUGGACCCACCCAGGACUGACCGGGUCCUCAUGAAAGCCACAGCCUUUUCUCCACACUCAGCCUGCAUGAGUCGGCUGCAGAGACUGGUGAAACUGUGCACUCGGAGACAGCAGCUGGACACAGAUCUGUUUCCCCAUUUAGGACUGGACUGGUCUGAAGAUAGCGGAGAAGAAUUGGAGGAAUCAGACCAAGCCUCACCAUACCAGGUUGCAUGGUCCAUCCGAGAAACCCUCAGAUAUGAGAGACAAGAGUCAGAUGAUGAUGAGACAGAUAGCAGGAGCUCCAGGGUGACCCAACUUUGCACUUACUUUCAGCAGAAAUAUAAGCACCUCUGCCGCCUGGAGCGGGCAGAAUCUCGUCAAAAGAAAUGCCGGCAUACAUUUCGGAAAGCCUUGCUGCAGGCGGCCAGUAGAGAACCAGAAUGUGCUGGGCAAUUGAUACAAGAACUCCGAAAAGCUGCAUGCACUCGAACCAGCACAAACCGGGCUCAAUUGAAGGAGGUAGAACCAGCACCAUGUAGUGGAAUGGUGAAGGGGGAACCAUGCACUAAUAAAGCCCUUCCGUUCACCAGACAUUGUUUUCAACAUAUCCUCUUGAACCGCUCUCAGCAGCUCUUCUCAAGUUGCACAGCUAAGUUUGCAGAUGGACAGCAGUGUUGUGUGCCAGUUUUUGACAUUACACACCAGACACCUCUGUGUGAAGAACAUGCCAAAAAAAUGGAUAAUUUUUUGAGAGGAGAUAGCUCCCGUAAAGUUCAGCACCAGCAGCAGAGGAAACCCAGGAAAAAAACAAAGCCACCUGCACUUACCAAAAAACAUAAGAAGAAAAGGAGGCGUGGACCACGUCGGCCGCAGAAACCCAUUCCCCCUGCAGUGCCCCAAGGAAACCUCAGCAUGCCCACCAGCGUCUCACUGCCAGUGGAAAUCUCCCAGAUGCGGAGCCCUUCCACACCGGAGCUGAGUACUGACGAGCUGCCUGAUGACAUUGCCAAUGAGAUCACUGACAUUCCACAUGACUUGGAAUUAAAUCAGGAGGACUUUUCAGAUGUCCUGCCACGGCUACCCGAUGACUUACAAGAUUUUGAUUUUUUUGAAGGUAAGAAUGGAGACCUCCUUCCUACCACAGAAGAGGCGGAGGAACUUGAACGGGCUUUGCAGGCUGUAACUUCCCUUGAGUGCCUGAGUACCAUUGGAGUACUUACCCAGUCAGACGGUGUGCCAGUUCAGGAGCUUUCAGAGAGAGGCAUUGGGGUGUUCUCCGCAGGUACUGGAGCUUCAGGAAUACAGUCCUUGAGCCGAGAAGUUAACACAGACCUAGGGGAGCUGCUGAAUGGGCGUAUCGUGCACGAUAAUUUCUCUAGUCUAGAGCUGGAUGAGAACUUGCUCCGUUCUGCUAGCUUGUCUAACCCACCUACACCCCUGGCAGGGCAGAUCCAGGGGCAGUUCUCUGCCCCAGCCAACGUUGGCCUUACUUCUGCUACUCUGCUCAGCCAGAGUGCGCUUGGGGAGAGAGCCUUCCCAGGACAGUUUCAUGGACUUCAUGACGGCAGCCAUGCCUCCCAGAGGCCACACCCUGCCCAGCUGCUGAGCAAGGCAGAUGACCUAAUCACCUCACGACAGCAAUACAGCAGUGAUCAUUCACACUCCUCGCCCCACGGAAGCCAUUAUGACAGCGAGCACGUGCCGUCUCCCUACAGUGAUCAUAUCACCUCUCCCCACGCCACGACCUUCUCUGGCGAGAGCAUGGCAGCUACCUUCUCAGCAGAAAUGCCCAUCAUGUCACAGCACUUGCUCCCAACCCAGCUCGAGGUGCCCCUCGGCGGAGUGGUGAACCCCAGAACUCACUGGGGCAAUCUCCCUGUCAACCUGGGGGACCCAUCUCCGUUUAGCAACCUUCUCGGCGCAGAUGGACAUCUCCUUUCCACUUCCCUGUCCACACCGCCUACCACCUCGAACUCAGAGACCACGCAACCUGCCUUCGCCACUGUGACCCCUAACAGCUCGAGUGUGCUUCCGGGGUUACCGCAGACCAGCUUUAGUGGCAUGGGGCCUUCUUCUGCUGACUUGAUGGCCUCCGCCAAGCAGCAGCUCCCUCAGUUCAGUGCGGCCUUCGGCCACCAGCUGAGCUCUCACAGCGGCAUUCCGAAGGACCUGCAGCCCAGCCACAGCUCGAUAGCCCCUCCGACAGGCUUCACAGUGACAGGUGCCACUGCUACCAGUACCAAUAAGUCAUCUUCUCCCUUCACCGCCCCUAACUGAGAGGCGUGUCUGCGUGUUUGCAGGCAGGUGGGGACCCUGUGUUUUCUGUGUUUAGUUUCCUCUGUAGGCAUCCCUUCCCGCUUCCCCUUCUUCAGCAUUUUAAAAAACAAGGUCGGGGCCAGCGGGAAGUUCCCCUGAAGUGAACCUUGCUUCAGUGUUCACGUGUGCUCUGUCCACCGGUGCUCCUUUCCUCCCGACAGGUUCACGUUACCCUCACGUUUUCCUUAGCGGUUCAGCACAGUGACUGGAUGCCAUUGAUUUUUAGCAGUGAGACUGAGAAAUGAGAAGAUACCUCAGAUAACCAGUGCCCUUUACUACUUCCUAGGGUUCAGAUCAAUACUUUCCAUCCCAUUGCCAGAUUUUAUAAGAGGCGGUUCUGGAUAGAUGGCUAAUUUACUGAGUCCCCAUUUAAGAAAAUAGCUAAUGGUGUGGAGAGGUGGGUUAGGCCUCUAGCCUAAUACUAGUCUGCUGAAACACUGCAUUGAGACUAGAGCUCCAUUCUGAAGUAGGACAGUGCUCAAGAAGAGAAAAAUGGCUUUUGACCUCCUCUGUGUAUGUUUGUCCAUGUGUGCUUGUGUGUAUGAAUGUAUAGGCAGGAAGCAAUUGUCCUGUAUUUUUCUAAUAAGGAAAAGAGGUUUUUGCUUACUUUCCUCCUUUUCCCCAAUUCCCAACCUUACUGAAAUCCAUCAUUCUUUCCUACUGUGUGUUAACUUGGAUUUAUUGAUUAGUGAGGGAAGUGACCUGUUUGUGUGAGUUGCACUUUUGUAAUCAGCAGCUUUUUCUUCUGAAGGUUAGGAGCCCAAGGAAGAAAAGAGUCAAAGGCAAAGAUUGAUUGGUAAACAGAAUGAGAGACUUAAGAGUCCCAGGAAAAAGUGGCCAGAAUUAUUAUAAGGUUUCUGUGGCCUCAUAGCAGCAUUUAUUGUUAGGCUAGCAUUUGUUUUUCAAUCCUUUUCAUGAAAUCUAUUUGCCAGAAGUAACUGAAGAAAUUAUUUUGGUGUGCAAAGCAGGAUAAGUCAAAUGGAUUUCAAAAAUUGGGAAUCUAUGAAUUCCUUAAGCCAUCUAUUGCUUUAGAAUUUUUUCAUUUUCUUAGUUGUGACUUUUUAGUAGGAGUUGUAAAAUGUUGAAGACACUUAUGAAAUCAAUGUUCCUAUUAUGAAAUAAUUGUAAUAACUGAGGGGUACACUGAUAGUUUUUGUUAAAGCAAACCCAGAUAUUAGAAAUUAUUCUUAAAUUCACCUACCUCCUAAUUUUAUUCAAAUAAUUUAAAUACUUAGGUGCAAGUCAAUUUGGAUUUGUUAGUGUAAGUAGAAUUGGACUUGUGUGGUGUUCUCUUUGCAAAGGAAGUUCAAAAUUGGUUUGGGAAAAUUUUUCAAAAUUAUAGGUUUAUUCAUGAUUAGUUGUAUUAAAAUACUGGGUGAUUUAGUAAUUUAGUGACUAUAAAAUUACAUAUAAGGGUUCCUUGUUGCCUGCUUUUGUGUCUUUGAGAUGUGUGAUGAAAGAAAUCAAAAAGCAAUCUGCUUCCGCUUUUUUGCAGAGAGGUUUCACCAUCCCAUGAGAUAGGUUAUUGGCUGUUUAUUAUUGAAUCUAGUUUAAUUUAUAUAUUUAAAAAAAACCCACAAACCAACCCAGGUAGAGCAUAUCCUUUAGUGAGGUGGGACAUUAGGUUCCUUUGAGUCAGGGAAUGUUUGAAUUGAAUUCCUUCCAAAUAAGUGAAGUUUUGGAUCUAUUUUCCUACUUCAUGUGUGUAUCUCUUUAUGCCAUGCUAGUUUUAGCCACUCCCUUCUUUUGGAAGCUUCUUUUCUUUGCUUUUUAAAGGAACGGCAGUGAUCAGCAUGUAUUGUGCUGAAACCAUGUGCCUGAGCUUAUGGAGGGGAAAUGUCAUAACUGUUUUUAAUCCUUAUAUGCCCUACUUUUAAAACAAGUAUUUAUUGAACUCUUACUUUUAUGGGCCAAAAAGAAAAUGUUUGUAAUGUAUUUAAUUUUUUUAAUCAUGAAAAAUUGGUUGGAAGAUUUAUUUUUUGAAUAGCUUUGUCUUUUCUUCAGAUUGAGAAAUUUCUAAAUUAUAAAUUAUGUUUUGAAGCAAGAUUUUUCACCAUAAAUUUAUUCUGCAAAGGUGAGGAAGAUAGAUAAGUUGACAGCUUUUCAUCAGUGAACCUUAUGUUAGUGAGCUUUCCUUACUGUACAUAUAGGGAUGAUUAUGGGUAGUUAACCUUGGCUCAGAAAAUAUCAUUUAGUAUUCGGGACUAUUUUCUGAUUUUUAGUACAAACUCAAACAUCAUUGGAUAAUUGCCAUCCAUUCCCAUUGGUUUCACUUAGUUCCCAUUGUGUACUAAUGAAAGCUUAUAGCAAAAUAACAUGUCUUCCUCAUUCUCCUUUCUGAGCAAAGGGAAGUUUCUAAUCAUUGUCAUCAUAGAUUGGAAUUUUAUCUAUCCUGGCUCUUUGUCCUGUGCACUGGCUGCUUAAAACUCUUCAGUUAACAAAACCUGCAGUAAAUUGCACAUUAUGUUGUUUGCAGUUCUCUGUUUUGUGUGCAUUGAAAAGCCCUUUUCUGCUUUCUAGUAAGGAGGCAUGCCAUGGUCAGGAAUGUUGCCAGUUAUAGCUUCACACCAAAAAUUUCGAGUAAAUUAGUGUUCAAGUAGUCCCCCGUGCUGAGGCCAGAGGGAGGAACACCUUUAGAAAGCACUGGUGCAGGGUCAAAGACAGUGCAAGUAUUCCUUUUCCUCUCAUCUCACCCAGUUGAAAGAUUACAUAGCUUUUGAUUUGAUUUGCUCUUGCCAUUUGCCUGGAUUGUUCCCUUGGUUGAAAAGAGAAGUACAUUUCUAUAAUACCAAGAGGCUAGAACAAUUACCCUCUUGCCAAAGAGUCAGUGUAGCAAUUUUAAUCUCUUGGUAGAUAUAUUUAUUUAUAUGAAAACAAUGAAGUAAAGCUUUUUUUCUUUUUUUCAUUCUGAAAAUCUAAAAAUUAACUACUUCUAUGGAAUGUUUAGAGGUAAUACUGGCAUUAAAAGCAAAUCUUACAUUAGGAAUAUGGUCCUCUUUGGGUGGAAAAUUGCUGGUAUUUUAGACUGAGGUACACAAUGCAUAGUAGAAUAAAUACCAUGACACAAAAAGAGUCGCUUUAUUUCUGCAGUGGUUUGGGACCAUUUGUAAAGGCCAGUUAGGUACAGUUCAUACUGAUUUCGUUUACAGAAUUGCUGCAGUUAAUGGAAGUAUCCUAUGCUGUAGAAGUCAGAAUCACCAUUUCAAUGUAUGCUAUCUUCUGCUUGUGUAUUAGAUUACUUAUCUAAUAGCAUCUGAAGAAAAGUUGUAUUUUCUCUCCUUUAUUACCCCCACACAAUAAUAAUUAUUAUUAUUUGACUUAAAAUACUAUUUCAUUUCCUCUGUGGAAUUGGCUUAGCAUUUUGCACAUCUGGGUAGGUUAUGUCGCUAGUAUACAGUUGUUCACAAUAUUGAAUGGCGGUUACACUUAACCCACCAACUAACAGACUAUGCAAUGGAAGGAUUUUUCUAAUAUUUGUUCUGUAGGUUAUAUAGUGAAGGAUUAUUUUCUAGAAUAACCUACCACAUGUGGGAAAAUUGCUUGUAAAUAACUUUUCUGAGCAAUUUCAUGUUGGCAAGCAAUGUGGCAUAUAUAUAAAAUGCCCCUCCAUGAGAAAACUUUAAUUUAUUGAAAAAAAAAGGUAAUAGAUAUGGAGAUCAAGUAAGAAGUGUUGUGUGUUUUUUGUUUGUUUUAUUUUGUUUUGGUUUUGGUGGUGGUAUAGCUUGUAGUUUAAAUCUAAAGAAAGCUAACAGCUUUUUUCUUCACCCAGUAAUUCUGUAGGGAAUUAAUUUCUUCCAAGGAAAUGUUUAUGUAGUUAAUUGCAUACUUAAAAACUCAGUGAGUCUCAAACUAGAAAGUUCAGAAUGAUCAGUAUUGUUUUCUUUAAUGACACUAAACUUGAGCUCAUUUUCAGCCUAUGAUUACGUUAAUCCAUAGAGAGAAGUUUUAUUCAUUAAAAGGUAAGAAAAUUAAAAUAUUUGCUGCAUAUUGGUGUCCCUUCAGUUCCGUUUUCCUCUUGAAUAAUUGCUUAUAUCAAAGAAUUUAUCUUACUUGUGAGUCGGACCAACCAGCCGUAUAAAUUGGAACUAUAAACUUUGGGAACAUGUGUACAAGAAAUUAUAGUCAUAGCAAUUUUGAAAUCAUAGAUAUUUCAUUAUUAGAAACUUCCCUCAUCCUUUAUGAGAUCUUGAACAACAUUUAAGAGCAAGUAUUAGUGGUGGCAGGAAUAAAACAAUAGCUGUUUGUACCAAUUUUGAGUAAAAUGUGUAUAAAGUGCUUGCAAAAAGGACAGGUAGGAAGAUUUACAACACUAAUUGUUCAGUAAUUUUGCAAUCCAUUUAAAUUAAUCAUCUUUUCUUUUAACUUUUAAUGUCUGUAAUCUGUUUUCUUCCUCCUGUCCCCUCUAGCUCUUGCCCUUUCCUUUGUAAAUGAAGUAUGCCAAAAGUCUUGAAUCUGGUGUAUUUUAAGGCCUUAAAUAUAGUCCUUUUCUAAAUGUCGCUUACAGAACCCUAGGGUUUUGUGGAACAUUUCUAAGGAUACCUUCAAAAGAAAAUCUAGUCACAUUCAACAAGUUUCAUGUGUGUCUGCCUUUUCUCCAUGGCCCUUCAGACUACACCAAAGGUUGGGGUUUUAGGGUAGUCAGAAUGAUGCAAAAUGAAGUAGUUGUGAUUAAGUGGAAAGGCUUCCCUAUAUUAGAUGUUUAGAUUGAAUGUCUGACCGACAGAAUAUUCUUUUUGGAGUAAUUUUCUCCUGACUGAAAGAGAAAGUUAUCACUCAUAUGUAUGUAGGUGUAUGUGUGUCUGUACAUACAUAUACAUGCAUGUGUGUAUACACAUACACACUAUAUAUAUAUAUAUGACAGCACAGAAAUAGAGUAGAUGUUUUAGUUCAAUUUGGAAGCAGUUGUCCUUUCUGUCAGUCUUACAUAUAAGUAGAACCAUUUAACUAUUUCUUAAUAGGAUAACAUUUUAUGAUUCAAACCCAUCAUUUAAAAUGUGGCCAAGAGAAAAUCCAUGUUUCAAGUAACUGACUAUUUUAGAAAGAAUAGCUCUCCAUGGAUUUUUACUGGCAUACUAGAAAGGAGCUGAGUUUGUUCAUGUAGCUCUGUUGUUUUUCCUUCAAACAUUUACUUAGGAAAAAACCCCAGAAAUACAUGGCAAUGUGGAUUCUUCUCCUUAUUGUCAGUUACUUUGUCAGUAAAUGCUAAAUAUGAAUCAACUUCAGGGAGAUUUUUUCUAAACAGCAAACAUUUUACUCUUCUUUUGGUUGUUGGCUUUCUUCACUGCUUUCAUUUUUUGUGGCAUCACCUGCUUCAGAUCUCUUGGUACCUUGGUGUUAAUAAUAAGGUGUUAUGUGUCUUAUACUUGGUAGAAGGAAAUAUAUUCUAUAUGGCAAUUUGGAGGGAGAAUAUGGCAUCAUUUCCUUUUUUAUCCAUCAUCUCCUAUCACUGGGGGAUUUGGGCUAUUUUGUCUGACAUGUUUUUUGAUCUUCUAGAAUUUAGUCUACAGAAAAAUCUAUAUGAGAAAAACUUAGAAAUCUAUAAAUAAUCUAUUUAAGAUAGCACAGUUCUUUUCUUUCUCUUCUGCCUACUUGCCUCUGCCCACUUCUCAAUAAUGAAACACAUACACAUAGUGUAUGAGCUAUACCUUAUUCUGGUCUGAGUAAUAGAAACAUCUUUCACUUUUUUUUUUUUAAAGCUGGGGACCACUGAAGUAAGCUCUAUAUGCACCCAGAGUUCCCCAUGGAAAAUUUUCAGCAUGCAGUGCAGAAGGCUUCAAUGCAGCUAAAUGCCACACCAUUGCUUUUACUUUGGGAGUAGACUGAUUUGCCCUGAAAUGACUCCAAUCUUCAGCAUUAAGGUACAGUUGGUUCCAGUGGAUCAAUGCUGCAAUGAUGGAAAGUUUGAUACUUGUUGAUAGUAUCUUCAUCUGCUUGGAUGGGUUGAACCAGUUCCUCUGAACAGUGAUGAUUAUUUUCACUGUACAGUUUGAGUAUGUCUCAGGGAUUCCUUGUGGAAAUAAGGGCAAUUUAAUAAAAAACAAAAAACUAAAUAGUUUUUAAAAGAAAAUAAAGGUAGAAUAUCAUCAAAGAGAGCGCAAGAAAGAGAAAACACAUUGAGUUUUGUAGUCCACAGUGCUUUCCUAGGGACUCUUUCUUUCUCCUUGGGGCUCUCAUCUCAAUUUCAGCAUACAGAAUAUUUUUCCAUCACGCUCAGCUUUAAAAGUUUUAUUUAAAAGUUCCCUUCCCCAAUGAGCUUUCAGAAUACUUAUUGUAGAUUUUAAGAGAAAAAGGUAUAUUAAUUUAUGCUAUUAACAUCACCUCAUAAAUUAUAAGUUUUAUACUAAAGCUGUAUUGAGUGUAAUGAAUUAUGUUUCCUAUGUGUUUUAAUAGCUAUAAAAUUAUAUACAAGCUUUUUUUUUUUUUUUUGGUGAAAAACAAACUAGUGAAGCACCUUUUUACACUGGAUCUCUGCCGUGUCAAGGUGUAUAGCUAUUCUUUGCUACCUUGCAGAUAUAUAAAAUAAAAUGGUAUCCUGCAGCCUCAAAAUGUAGAACAUCUUUUAGCCCAUUUAUUACUGCUCAUAGAAUUCUUGAGUAUUUCAUUCUUUAGUAAAUGAUCGUGGUUUACACUUAAGACGGCUAGAAGCUUAGUUACAGGGUAAAUAGAAAUACAUAGAUCAAAUAAAAACUCCAACUACUGUAGCUGGAAUUGUGAACUAAGUUUGUAAGACCUCUUUUUUUUUCCUAUGGAUUUAUUCUUUGAUUUACAGUUCAUUCUGUAAGUUGGGAAAUCAAAAAGAGAGAAAAUGUCAAAUCUAGAUGUUCUCAGUGUCUUAUUCAGGAACUUUUACCCCUCCUCACUAAGGAAUUCCCACUGUGACUUAAAAAUAGAAUUAAAUUACUUGUGUGCAUGUAUGUAUUUGUGUUUUACACACAUGCAAAAAUAUGCAUUGGGGGAGUGUGUGUGUGUGUGUGUAUGUGUGUGUGUGAGAGAGAGAUGAAUGUGUAUGUAGGGUAAAAUAGAGAAAAGUAGCAACACAAGGUGAUGGAAUGUAUUGUAGAAAUAUGAUUUAUUUAGUUGAGGGGAUUGGACUUAUUUUCUCAUUGUCGCUAUUGUAUAAAUACACCAAAUUCUUUAUUAUGUUAUGUUAAAAGGCUAGCUCUGAUAUCAUGUGCAUUUUAUUUUAAACCUUUUGAUUGACUUGCAUUGUGCUCCAUUUUUUAAAAAUGGCAUGAGAAAUACCAGGCUCUAAGACACCCUUCUGUCCCCUCCUUUUUUUUUUUUUUUUAAAUGAGAGAGAGGAAAUGAGGUGUUACCUGUAUUUUAUUGUGGGGUAGUGGGACCAGAUAUCCGUUGUAAAUUUUUAAGUUAAUAGUAAAUUACUUUAUUCUCUGACUUUGAAAAUAUUGCCCAACAUUUUGAUUUGAAAAGUAUUGUGGUAGGCAUUUUUUUUUAAUAAUGCCAUUUUCAUAGGUAACUGCUUUGUUUUCCUAAGGAGUUGGUGGGAUCAUUUCACUAUGCUUCAAAGCUAGGAAGAGUUUAAAUUCCUUUAAACAUAUUUUUAUCUCAACUGGCGUAUCCAUUUUGAAUUUAGGACAAUUUUAUUUCCCAUAUUUUGUCCAAGGGGAUGAUGAUGCUUUCUCUUAGACCUUUAUCUAAGAGUUAACUUUAGAAGAGACAUUCCUAUUUAUUUUGGUUUUUAAAGUCAUUAUUCUGUUAUACUUCACUGUAAUAUACAGCAGUCUGAAGUAACUAAAACCAUAGAUGUUACUGAAUUUUUCAUUCAUGUUUUUAAUAAUGAAAUCAUGUAUUUUAAAAAUCUUUUAAAACAGCUUCUCAUAAUACACAGAUAUUUGUCAUUUGAUUUUUGAAGCCACAUUUACUUAAAUGCAGUCAAAACCUAGAAAAGCUCUGUAUGUGGUUCUUCUUACAGUUGUACUUUUCCAGCAUCUCCCAAGUUCACUCUCUCUGUGGAUUUUUUUUUCUAAAUUUGUUUCCUGCAUAUUUCUUGUACAUAAGCAUGCAAAUGAAAGAGGAGAGUUUGUACUGGUGCCAUUCUCCCUUCAGUUGUUUGUAAUGGGAUUUACCAAAAUAAAUUCCCCAUUCAUCAGUGAAGGGAAAAAGACCCUUUUAAUGUAUAUUUGUACAGAGAUGUGUAUAUCAGAUGUGGUGGCACUUUGCUGAAUGUAAACUUGCCCUUGUCAAUGGAAAGAUGAAAAAGUAUUAUGUUUAUUUAUACAUUUGUAUAAUCUAAAUCUAUAUAGACACGUAUGUAUAUGUGUGUAUAUAGAUAGAGCUAUAUACAUAUAUUUCCCCAAAAGUGUGUGUAUAAUAGAGAAAUAGCCUUUGUUAACAAGAUUAAUACGUCAGCGGUGGGGUUCUAAGAUGAAACUGUAAACCAGACAAAAUGACUAUCUAGGGCACAUCACCAUAACUCCCUAGGAUAGAAGUCCUUCGAAUUAUAGUCUUAUUUCUGUUUAUAAUCAAUUCAUACCCUAUAAAAAUUAUUUCUAUUGUCCAUUUCCUUGAUCCUUAUUACCAUCACCACCAACUAUUGUUCACUUUCAUCAUUUAAAAGCCAAACUUCAAUGCUCCUCUCACUUUAAUUACUUCCAUUCUAGCCCAAAGCAUUUGGUUUAACCACCCCGUCUUUUAUUGAUAUCACUGUUGUUUGUUCCUUUAAAAGGCCUUUAUUUCAGAGGUUUCCUAGAAAACUUAGGUCUCAAUAGCAUACACUGCACAGAUUUGGAAAGGUGGGUUUAAAUUCUGUCUGUCUGAAAAAAUGUCCCACCUAUUUAGGAAUUUUAUCUAGAACAUUUUUUAAAGUUGUUGCUAAAAGAGUAAGAAUUGUAAUAGUUAAAGCUUUUUAUAAGUUACAGUAGUGUCUGUAGAGAAAACAUGUUUAUUCCCUCCUUUAUUCUUUUGUUCAUUUGGCAUUUGAAAAUUUCGGUUCACAUUGUAGUUAACUUGCCACUUUCACUUUCUUUUUCAGUGACAGUUAAAAACCUACUCAACCACAUGUAAGCCUCUUAAAAUCUGUGGCUAACCCAUACUUUAAUUCAUGUUAUAAUUGCUCUUUAAAUUCUCAUCUCUUCUAGUGAAAUCUCAUUCUUAUAUGAUAAAUUCUUGGCAAUAUGGCCUUUGAUAGUCUCAUGAUAGUGACAUUGAGUUUUAUCUUUGCUGCAGUUUUAUAGAAAACUUACAUCCAUUUAUAAUUGUGCCUUCUAAACUCUUAUGCACACACGAAACAAAGUGUAUAUAUACAUGUUGGAGCAUGUGUACAUAUAUGAGCAUAUAUACUCACACAGUAUGUCUUUAGUAUAUAUUAUGUGAGUGAAUAUAUAGAUACUCAGAGACAAUGAAUAAUUGUUCUCCUGAUAUAUACUCAUGCAUAUGUAUAUUAAUAUAUGUAUAUAAGUAGUGUGGAUAUACUGUAUAUACACAUGUAUAUGUAUGAGUUUUGGAUGGCAAUUUUUUACAUUUAGCAAAAUGCUGCCCCUACUAGAAUAUUGUCCCUGCAGUGGCAGGUGUAUGUAACAAACUGUCAAAAAUGUAACAUUAUUAAAAAAUUAUUUAAAAAAAAUUUUAAAUUUUAAAUCAUCUAAAAGUCAUUGGGAAAUUAUUUAUUUAUUAUUAUUUUGUUUCCUUAUUUGUCGUUGUUAUAAAUUAAAUUGCAAGGGAAGCGGUCCUAAAAGUUGUCAUCUGUUCAAAGGGAGUGAGAGAGAGCUGGAGGUGCACUUGAAGAACUUGUGUGGUUUUUCCUGUCUCUGAAACAGAGAUGUGCUACAACCAGUCUGGUCAUUUCAAUUACAAAGACACCCUAACCUUUCCUUUAGUACACUUUGUCUACUAUCCCCUAGAUCAAUAGUGGUCCACCAUUGGUUGCCUGUUUAUUUCAUUAAUAUAUAAUGAUAACUAAAAUUGAUUUGACUGAGGAGAGUUAAAUAUUCUCCUCCUGCUGCAGGGAGAAAAUAUCACCUCAUUGUUACCUAGCCUUGCUCAAAAUACACCUUAGAGAGUGUGGAUUUCUCAUGAAGCUGUCUGAAGCGAGCCUUUCAUUUAUUUAAUAUAAAGUAUCUUCACUAAGAAUUCUGUUAAAGGAAUUUUUGAGACUGUUCAUACUGGACAUAGGCCUAACUCUUCGUUAGACCCACAGCCUCAAGUGUUUUUCAGUGAUUUAUCAUGCCGAUUGCAAGAACGUUAAGAAAAUUCUUAAUUGCCAUUUGAUUUUGUGAUUGAAUGGCAGAACAGAUUACCUCCUCAAGACAUAAUAGAGAAAAAAAUGGUAGAUGGACAAUCGUAAAUUUCAAGACAUUACAGAAAGCAGUGGACUUGACUAAGAGUCUACCUUAAGACUGUCCUAGAGAGGUUCGUGUUCCUGUCAUUUGAAAAGUUAGCCUAGCCACAGCCAGAUAUCAGAAGCAGCCUUACAACACAGAGCCUUGUGGUAGUUGUUUAGCUGCUAGAAUGCUGUAGAAUAUGAACCAGUUACAGUGGGGAAUCCGAUAGGAGGCAGCACAUAUGGAACAGUGAACGACAGCUUGCACACUUUCAUUUUCUUUCUUUCUUUCUUUCUUUUUUAAAGUAGCUGCACGGUAGCAAGGACUAGCAGUCCUUUCCCCCAGUCCUUCUUUUUUCAUUGUCCCCUUUCACCUUGGCACACAAAGUUUGCUAACAUGCCAUACAUCGAAAAUGCUCACAGAAAAGAAAAACAAUAACUGCUUAAAGGGAACAUACAAACUUCAGUUCUCCUCUGUAUUAGUAGUGGCUGAAAGCUUAGUUAGUAUGCACAAGAGCCUGAUGCCAUUUGUUUCUGCAGAGACCGCUUUUAAACAAUGGGUGGGAGCAAGAUGAGGAGAGAAAUGGUUUUUUGGCCAGAGCCCCCAGUUCUGAUCAAAAUUCACACCAAUGGCUUUCAAAGCAGGUGUGCUGGAGGACCACAUUUUAGGAGCAGGUAGGCUUCUGGUUUGUAUUUUCCCUUUAAACAGAAAGAGUUGGCUCACAUUUUCCAUAUAUAUCUCAAUGAAUGUACUGUAUGACCAUUUAAAAAAUUUGAUGAAAUAAUAAUGGAUUGGUCUCCUUUUGUUAUCUGGUCCUUGUUUAAUUUGUUUAAGGGUUUUUGUAUACAAAAGUUUACAUUUUUAUGUAUAUUUUUCUUGUGUAAAAACCGAUGUAAUAUGUGUAUAAAACACUGUAUGUAUUAUCUGUAUAUAGUGUGACAAAAUGAUUUUUCUUUCUUUCUUUUGGAUGUAUUAAUAAAUC
Dromiciops gliroides (monito del monte) is the source of this 14705-nucleotide messenger RNA. RefSeq names its product INO80 complex subunit D (gene INO80D). Lineage: Eukaryota; Metazoa; Chordata; Mammalia; Microbiotheria; Microbiotheriidae. The record is from RefSeq and is a predicted model, not a curated record. Gene Ontology annotation, cellular component: nucleus.